UUCUUUUUUCAUCAAACGCCGUGUCGGCACGCAAAAAAAAAAGAGAGGAACUCACCUCCGUCACCGUUACCGUUACGUUAGAGAUAUCUCAUAUCGGCACCGGUGAAGAUGAGGAAGGAGGCGACGCCGCCGGUCUCCACCUCCUCCUCCGCCGUCGGAAGAUUCCUCGUCUGCUUCGAGACGAAGCCGUUGAUUGCUGCAUUGCUCGCUCUCACUCUCGUCAUGCUCGUUUGGAACCUCCCUCCUUACUACUCCAGCCUCAUCUCCACUGCUCGUCCCUGCUCUGCCGCCAUGGCCACGGUGAGGGAGACGGUGGCACCGGUGAAUUUGAACGGCUCUUACUCGCAGAAGUACUACUCCGUCUCUGUGAAGCCUUCAGAUCCGAACAAGCGCAUCUUCCAACCGUUCGGGAACGCCGCGGCGCUGUUCGUCAUGAUGGGAGCUUACCGCGGCGGUCCGGCGACGUUUGCGGUGGUUGGACUUGCGUCGAAGCCGAUCCAUGUGUUUGGGAAGCCGUGGUUCAAGUGCGAGUGGAUUUCGAACAAUGGAUCGUCAGUUCGAGCUAAAGCGUACAAGAUUCUCCCGGACUGGGGCUAUGGCCGCGUCUACACCGUCGUCGUCGUCAAUUGCACAUUCGCGACGAACCCUAACGCCGGAAACUCGGGCGGUAAGCUCUUGAUCAACGCCUACUACGACGAAUCCCCGAGGAAGUUCGAGCGAUUCACGGCGCUUGAAGAACUCCCCGGAUCAUACAACGAAUCCAGAUUCUCUCCGCCGUAUCCGUACGAAUACCUCUACUGUGGCUCGCCGCCGUAUGGAAACCUGAGCGCGGCACGUAUGCGGGAGUGGAUUGCUUAUCACGCGUGGUUCUUCGGCGAGAGGUCGCAUUUCGUCUUCCACGAUGCCGGAGGAGUGACGCCGGAGGUUAUGGCAGUUCUGGAUCCGUGGGUACGAGCGGGGAGGGCCACGGUUCAAGACAUACGCGACCAAGUAGAUUACGAUGGCUACUACUAUAACCAGUUCCUGAUCGUGAACGAUUGCUUGCAUCGGUAUCGACACGCCGCGAAUUGGACGUUCUUCUUCGACGUCGAUGAGUACAUUUACUUGCCCAAUGGCAACACACUCGAAUCGAUUCUCGCCGAAUUCUCUGACAACACUCAGUUCACCAUUGAACAGAACCCCAUGUCUAGUGUUCUUUGCUUGAACGAUUCAACUCAAGAUUAUGCUGGGCAAUGGGGAUUUGAGAAGCUGGUAUUCAGGGAAUCAAGAACGGGGAUUCGCCGUGACAGGAAAUACGCGAUCCAGGCCAGGAACACAUACGCCACAGGCGUUCACAUGUCUGAAAACGCCAUCGGCAAGACGCUACACAGGACGGAGACAAAGAUCCGUUACUACCACUACCACAACACCAUAACCUUCCACGAGGAACUCUGCAGGGAGCUACUGCCCGCGUCAGCCAAGAAGAAGGUGACAUUGUACAACAAGCUCCCUUACAACUACGAUGACAACAUGAAUAAGCUCGUGAAGACCGUCAAAGAGUUCGAGCAGAGAACCCUCGGGACAAACCAGAAAGCAAAGAAUUUCUCGUGACGACGACGAUACCCGGGUUUUUGUCUAUAUAAAGGUAUAGAUGUUUCUUUUACUUGCCUCAUUGAUCCCCUUUCUAUUUCAUUAAUAACAUUUGACAAGGAAAAAAAAAAUCAUUGAUAUGUGUUCUCUGCUGAGCUUACCGUUAGGCAGCAAUUUUGUUCACUAUAUACGUCCAUUGGGGCCGUCUUAUUGGGUUUGUUUUUCCUCUUCUGUCUUCAGUUGGAUAAAUUGGCAUGAUAAUGAAGUGAUGUAAGUGAUCCUCUAAUUGUUUUGGAAUCAUUUGUGUUAGGAUACAAAUCCUAAAUGGUAUUUUUGUAAUUAUUAUGAAGAAGAUGGGGUGUUAUCUGUUUCGUGGAA
This is a messenger RNA of Tarenaya hassleriana, 1947 nucleotides long. RefSeq names its product galactan beta-1,4-galactosyltransferase GALS1-like. The record is from RefSeq and is a predicted model, not a curated record. Bases 109 to 1590 code for a protein of 493 amino acids. NCBI's taxonomy places the organism in Eukaryota, Viridiplantae, Streptophyta, Magnoliopsida, Brassicales, Cleomaceae. The transcript has 2 exons.